Molecule: messenger RNA, 7721 nt
Organism: Loxodonta africana (African savanna elephant)
Lineage: Eukaryota; Metazoa; Chordata; Mammalia; Proboscidea; Elephantidae
Gene: SPPL2B
Product: signal peptide peptidase like 2B
Exons: 14
Coding region: 4023-6041 (672 amino acids)
Biological process (GO): membrane protein proteolysis
Cellular component (GO): cytoplasmic side of endoplasmic reticulum membrane; Golgi-associated vesicle membrane; lumenal side of endoplasmic reticulum membrane
Molecular function (GO): aspartic endopeptidase activity, intramembrane cleaving
Source: RefSeq, a predicted model, not a curated record
CUUUCCCCGCGCCCCUGGGGACCCUCUCGGGAUCCAGCCCGGCCCGGCUGGGGGCAGCUUCGGGGACCCCGCGCCCCCCGUACUCCGGCCCCGCGGGUCCGGGGCCCGGAGUGACCUUGGGGGCUCGUCCCCAGCUCCUCUCCCUCCUCGCCGCGGAAACCCCCCCUAGCUGCAGUAUCGCCCAGUUCCGGCCUGGGCUAAAGUUGUGGACCCCCGUCGUCUCCCCCCCGAGUCCUGCUUGUCCGUCUCGGGGUCUUCCCCAACCGCCGCCCAGGACGCCGCUCUCUGGCUCUGCGGCCUUGGCCCAGUGACUGAGCCUCUCCGAGCCUCAGUUUCCUCUUAUGCGAAAUGAGCGCGAUGCUAGCACACGCCCCGGGGGAGCGGGGAAGGCCCUGGAGGGGGUCAGCGCGGGAUCCCCGUGCCUGGCAGCGUCGCGACACGGCUCAGAGCCCAGCCCCGGACUGGGGGGAACCCUGCGCCCCAUCUUUUACUCUGUGACCUUGGGCAAGGGAGUUCCUCGCUUUGAGCACCAAUUACCUGUCUGCACAAGGGGGGGCAAGAGCAGUGUGGACCAGCAGAGGGCUGAAUAUGUUACUUAUUUGUCAUUACAUGUUAAGGAUCUCAGUUUCUUGUGGGGCACCGAUAACAAGGUAGCUGAUGCUUGCUGUCUGUCAUACCCAGAAAACCAACCAUAAGUGCACCUUUUUUCCAAACCUCCCGUCUGUCCUGGCUUACGCAGCAGCUCUGGGAAUGGUGCGCGAUCAGCGAGACCUCGCUGCUGCUCGUUAACGUUGAGGACUCCUGCCUGACAGCUCUAACUCCUCACACGUCUCAGGAGCCUGUCCACCACCACCUCUGCUGGGGCUCCCCUCCCCUCUCCCUGUGGUCACUCACGUCCCUCCCCCCGCAUCCCUCCAGUCCACUCUUCACACAGCAGGGGCCAUCUUUUCCAGAAGCGUGUCAGACCUUGUUGCUUCCAGAUGAGAGCCUUUGCGUGGCUUUUCAUCUUUAGAAAGGUCUUUGUGAUGUGACUGCUCACAGAGCCACUUCCUCCCUCCCUUCCUGACUCAGACAGGAUGCAGAUUUUAUCGGUGACACUUUGCUCUCUGAUCUUUUCUAUUACCCUGGAACUGGCUUUCUCCACUCCUGGCCUGGUUAACCCCUAGUCAUCCUUCCCGUCUCUGCUUGCCUGUUCCUCCCUCCCAGAAGCUGUCUAGGAUACCCUCUCCACAGCCCCCCCUUACUGCCCACAUUGUAGCACUGAACACGUGGUACCUGCCUGGUUAUUCAUCUUCCUCGCUCACCAGCCUGUGACACUUUGAGGGCAGGGACAUUGAGCUCUCGAGAUGUUUUGCGUGAGAUUCAGAAAAGAAGAGAUGGAUAAAGAAUCAUGGGAGUGCCACAGAGGGCAUGACUGGUGAAUUUGCCUGGGAAAGCUCUUAAGGAGCAGUGACACCUGAGAAGGGUUUUGAAGGAUGAAUAGGAGUUUGUUGGGUUGGGAAGGGAGAGGAAAGGUAUUGUAGGCAGUGGGAGUAGCAUGACCAAAGCCAGGAGGUACAAGAGCUGAUGAUUAUUUGAGGACUGUAGUCUGUGCAUAAGAUGGUCUGGUGCUUGGAGAGGGAGCUUACAUCCAGAGAAAGGCCCUUCCCAUGGGUCUGAAGGAGGCGGCAGGGAGGGGCCAGUUGGGGGUGUGGCUUCAGGCAGACGGUCAGAUUGGGCAGAGUCCACAGGGCCCACAGUGCUGGGGAGUUGGCUUUAUCCUGAGCAAGGUGAGCCACAGAGAAUCUCUGAGCAACUCAAAGAGAGCAGUGGGCCCUGCUCUCCCUGGACCCUGGUUAAGGCCCCUUGUGGGCACAGUCCUGGUGCUGUGGGGCGUCUUCUCAGUCGUGUAGUGGAAAUGGGUAUAUUUGACUCCUGGCUCCCAGGAGUAAGAUUAACUCUCCCGCUGGGUGGAGGCUGCUCAGUGACAGUCCUGAAUUCACAGGCCACUGUCUUGUGACCCUGGACAAGAAAAGUGACCUCCCCAAUACCACUCCCCACUCCCAUUUACUAUGAAAGGUAUAUGAAGUGGAAUAUGAAGGCUAUCCUGUCGCCUCAACCUGCGCCUCCUCCACCUUAAUGUGUUUUUUCCCAUGAUUCUUGGGUCCUGAUGAUUUCACCGUCUCCAAGAUUUCACUAAGUGUUCUUGGAAGGAACAGUCCUUGGCUCAUGCAAAGGGUGAACAUGCUCAGCCGCUCACUGAGAGGCUGGAGGUUCAAGUCCACAAAGAGGCACCUUGGAAGAAAGGCCUGGUGACCUACUUCCGAAAACUCAGCCACUGAAAACUCUGUGGGGCACAGUUCAGCCACCAGGAGCAGGGUCGACUCCCUGGGCACUGGUUUACUGGUUUUCUUGAAGGAAGACUGCUCCAUAACCUGGCUCCUUGGUGUGUUUUAAACCCCUUGGAUGUCGGCCACUUCCACAGAGAUUCUGGAGUUUCCUAUAUCUGCUUGGUAACUGUCAGAAGGCAGACCCCCAUCCUUGUUCCUGUCCUAGGUAUCUCUGGUUCCCCAGGCACAAAUGGAGCAGCCUAGAGUUCAGGGUGUUUGUAGAAUGUGUGUCACUGAAGAACUGCCAGCUCCCGUAACUCAGCAGGCGAGAGGGUGGCGCCUUCUCGGUGUUUGAUAAAAGCUCGCAGCCCUUUUUUUAAGGGAAAGCCAGUUUGCUUUGCAGAUUUUGUGAGGGCAAUCCGUGAAGCCUACUUCUGCACCCUUAAACGAGCUCUGUAAAAGGAAGUUUCUGUCAGUUCCCAUAUUACACGAAUGGGCCCUUUCACCCACAGCCUAGAUCCCGUGGAGCAGGCUUCAGUUAAGGUUCUGUGGGAACCUUCUGGUCUGCUGGCUGUGCCGUCUGUUGCCACUACUCAGCCCAUUAUAGUGAGAAAGCCACAGACCACAGGUACAUGAGGGGCACAGCUGUGUGUCGGUACAACUUUAUUUACACAAGGAGAAGGUGGGCUGGUUUGGCCUGUGGGCUGUAGACUUCGGACCCCUGCUGUGGAACGUGAGUCCUCUCAGAGCAGCCCAGGCAGAGCCUCACUGGAUGCCGGGGGCUCUGACUGACCGCUGGGGCUGUGGGAAGGGUGCACUGCUGACUGAGGGGUGUCUGCGGGGGAGUUGGGGACGGGGACCCCUUAUCCUGCCUUGGGGCCCAAGAGAACCUUGGUCACGUCAGCCCUUGCCUCAGCCCUUGGUGAAGCGCCUCCCGUGGCGUCAGCCCUCCCCAGUGGUGGGGCUCAUCUCCCCCUUGUCCAGGCUACCCUUUGUCACCAGGGCAGGGACCAGGGGACCCCGAGGAGCAGGGCGCUCAUCCCUGCCCUGUGAGAAGGGCAGGGGUCACAGGAGCACAGAGAGCAGUGCACCACAGGGACUCCAGGGCCGAAAACUUGGGGACAGCCCCAAGGGUUAUGGUGUGACACGGUGACCAGCUCAUGACUGCCCUCCUGAGGCCCAUUGUUCCCCUGGCAGGCCCAGGGGGUCUUCCCAGACCCAGAGGUGGGACUGCCUUGGGCCCCUUGUCCUGGGCCACAUAUAGUGGAGCAGCCAGGACCUGGGUCUGAGACCGCAGCCACUGUCCUUGUCACGCGCUGGGGCAGGGACUUUGGGCCUUUUGGCUGAGCUGGCGCGCGGGUGUCGGGAAGGCGGGAGAGCCUUGUGGGCACUUGACUCUAGUACUAGUUGGGUCCUGUGUGCCCAGAGCACAGGGCAGUGAUGUGACCAGACACCUGCUGUUACCCUGUAAAGUGAGGAGGCGCUGGCCAGAGGGUGCCACCUGGGCCCGAGCCAGCUGCCCCACAGGUGUGUGGUGCCGGUGGCCCCAAGCCUUCCAGGCGCCAAAAGGCCUCUGGGAUCCUGACCAGCCCUGUGGUCACACAGCACCCUGCAGGGGCCUGGCAUGCCAUCCCGCCUCCUGGGAAAGCCGCCAGCCUUCCUGGGUCCAGUGACCCCAGAGGGCCCCAGGAGGCAGUUGGUCCCAUUUCACAGAUGUGGAGAUUGGGAACCAGCAAGGCAGCUGUGGAGACAGACAGGUGUCCAGGUUCCUGGGAGGCUCACUUCCCUGUCACCUUCCCUCUCUGUGGCUGUCCCCACCCUGAACCCAAUGGGGCAUGGAGGUCACCCUUCAUUGAGCACUGCGGACCCUCCUGCAAGGGCUGUCCAGCUCCCCUGCCGUGUGUCCUGACACGGCUGUCCGCCCCGCAGGUGGCCUGUGAGUAUGGGAUGGUGCACGUGGUCUCCGAGUCGGGCAGCCCCCGAGGCCGGGACUACUGCGUCCUCUACAACCCACAGUGGGCGCACCUGCCGCACGACCUCAGCAAGGCUCCGUUGUCGGGGCAGAACCAGCCCAGGAUGGACCCCAGGUGUCUUGCACAGCGCGUGACCACCGCCUCCCCCCGCCUCCAGCCUCUGCUGCAGCUGCAGGACUGGUCGGCCUCGGUGCUCUGCUCGGCCACCGACCUCCCCACUGGGGGCUUCAGCAACCAGAUCCCACUGGUGGCGCGGGGCAACUGCACCUUCUACGAGAAAGUGCGGCUGGCCCAGGGCAGCGGGGCGCGUGGACUUCUCAUUGUCAGCCGGGAGAAGCUGGUGCCCCCUGGAGGCAACAAGACACAGUACGAGGAGAUCGGCAUCCCCGUGGCCCUGCUCAGCCACCGUGACACACUGGACAUCUUCAAGAGUUUCGGUCGAGCAGUGAAGGCAGCGCUGUAUGCGCCCACCGAGCCCGUGCUGGACUACAACAUGGUCAUCAUCUUCAUCAUGGCCGUCGGCACCGUCGCCAUCGGGGGCUACUGGGCCGGGAGCCGUGACGUGAAGAAGAGGUACAUGAAGCAUAAGCGGGAUGACGGGCCCGAGAAGCAGGAGGACGAGGCAGUGGAUGUGACGCCCGUCAUGAUCUGUGUGUUUGUGGUCAUGUGCUGCUCCAUGCUGGUUCUGCUCUACUACUUCUAUGACCACCUCGUCUAUGCUGUCAUCGGGAUCUUCUGUCUGGCCUCCUCCACGGGUCUCUACAGCUGCCUGGCGCCCCUGGUGCGCAGGCUGCCUUUCGGCAGGUGCAGGGUCCCCGACAACAGCCUGCCCUACUUCCACAAGCGCCCGCAGGUCCGCAUGCUGCUGCUGGCGCUGGCCUGUGUUGCGGUCAGCGUGGUGUGGGGCAUCUUCCGCAACGAGGACCAGUGGGCCUGGGUCCUGCAGGACGCCCUGGGGAUUGCCUUCUGCCUCUACAUGCUGAAAACCAUCCGCCUGCCCACGUUCAAGGCCUGCACGCUGCUCUUGCUGGUGUUGUUCAUCUACGACGUCUUCUUCGUCUUCAUCACGCCCUUCCUGACCAAGAGUGGAAACAGCAUCAUGGUGGAAGUGGCUACUGGCCCCUCAGACUCUGCUACCCACGAGAAGCUGCCUAUGGUCCUGAAGGUGCCUAGACUGAAUACCUCCCCGCUGGCCCUGUGUGACCGACCCUUCUCCCUCCUGGGCUUCGGGGACAUCUUGGUGCCAGGGCUGCUGGUGGCCUACUGCCACAGGUUUGACAUCCAGGUGCAGUCUUCUCGCAUCUACUUCGUGGCCUGCACCAUCGCCUAUGGCAUCGGCCUCCUGGUGACGUUCGUGGCACUGGCCCUGAUGCAGCGCGGCCAGCCCGCCCUGCUCUACCUGGUGCCCUGCACGCUGGUGACGAGCUGCGGCGUGGCGCUCUGGCGCCGGGAACUGGGCACCUUCUGGACCGGCAGCGGUUUUGUGAAAGACCUACCUCAGCCUCCUUGGGACACAGCACCCACUGAUGGUCCGCAGCUUCUGAAAGACCCCAGCACGCCCCCAUCCCAGCAGCCACCCAGCGAGGACGCCGUCAACCCCACUGUCCCUGAAGAGCAGCCCCCUGGACCACCCGCACCCCAGGAGCUGGGAGCUGCUGCCAGCCCACCCACCCAGGAGUCCGCCAGCCCCGCAGGCACCCCAGAACAUAUGGACCAGGACCAGAGCCAGCCCGAAGCCCAGCUCAGCACCUUAGACUAGGAGCGCAGGAUCCAGCUCUCAGUCCCGCCCGCUCUUGGUUCCGCCCACAGCUGGCACCCGUGACCGCGGACACGUGUGGGCCAUCCUCACCUGGAGACAUGGUGCUCUCGCCUGGCCGACGCUGCAUUGUCAGGUCCUCGCAGGCCUUGCGCCCGUUCCCCUCGCACCCACUGCGUCCCAAACCCCGACACGCUGCUCCGAGCCGGGGGCACAGUAGGAGCCCAUCCGGCAGCUCCGGAGCCUCCCGCGCUUGGCUUCCUCCGACAGCCCAGGCCGGCAGAGCGUCUGCAGCAGAACAGCCCCGGUUGGUCGGUCGGUCCAUGUGCCCAGCCCCUUGGGCAGCUGUUGCAUAUCUAUACCUGGUGCUUAACACGCUUCCUCUCCCCUUCAGGGCUCCUGUUCUUACCGCAGGAUGCUCUGCCCCUGGGCGGGGAUGGGGGGCACUGCCCCCCCUGUCGCAGGCGCAUCCUGAAGUCCCGCUGGUGCAGGUGUCAAGAUCUGUGACUCCUGGGGCCUCGGCCACAGGGCCUGCCCGAGUGGGUGUGGGGCGGGUGUGGGCUCUGCAGGGGGCGCGGGCAGCCGGUUCCCUGUAGGCCCAGAGCGCCCAGCCCUAGGCUUGCACCACCGAACGCCCGGUGCUCUGGGGUCCCCGCAGGGCUGCCUGUAGGGUGCACCUGGAGGUGGUGGAGGUGGGUGCCCCGGCCAGCUGACCACCCUCGGGGUCCGCUCAGGGAGGGGGGCUGCGGGCAGCCGGGCUGCUUCGGGGACACAGUGCUGGCCCCAUUCUGCUUUUCUGCAUCGAGGGAUGCGGGGCAUUUUGUCACCUCUGAGUCACAGGCAUUCAGACCGUGUUGCCCCCACAUCCUGCCCCCACCUGUAGCAGGGGUGCACACGUUCUUCCCCUUCUACGGCUGCGGCCCCCCUGGAAUGCAAGAGGCAGUUCUGGAGUGCAUUGUUUUCUACCUCACCGGCGGGGCCCUCGUCCCACGACAAAUGUGGUGUGCACACAGACUCCCCUCCUCACGCACCCCCGCACGCUGCAGACCCCUCCUGGAGGGAGCCACUUCCUGAAGCAGCGCUCCCCCACAGCCAAUGGACAGAACCCGCACCCGGCUCCUCCCCGCCCCGCCCCGGCCACACAAGUCCAGAGAGGUUCCCGCUGACCUAAAGCAAAGGUGGCGUUCUGGCCACAGGUGACCUUUGUCUGCCCUUCCCACCGACUGUCCCAGACAGGAGGCUCGGGGUCACACCGUAGCCCCGACAAAUACCAGCGCCAGAGACUGCAAACAACCUUGUCAGCCACGGCUCUCCAGGGGGAAAUGCUGAUUUCUUCUCGAAAAAGAAAACAGAAAAGAAAAAAAGUCUCCUUCAACCUGUUUGUGUUUCCCCCAAAGUACUGCUGACCUGGGCAAGAUCGCCAGCCCUCUUCCUGCCGCGGGGUCCCCGGGCUCGAAGGGGACAGGACCCAGUUGGAACCACGUCUGCUGACGGACCGCACCUUAACUUAAGCCAUUUUGUACACAGGGGUGAGGGGAGUGGGGGUUCGGUUUUGUCUUGGAAAUUUGACAUCAAGGAACUCAAAAGCAGAUGGCUGUUCCUUCCUCAAAGUUUCAGUUUAUUUUUUUGCCUUGCUUUUGUUUGAAUCUUAAAAUUAAACAUAGCUUUUGAUAUUUACAGUCA